AUGGCACCUAUCAAAAUAAAGUGCGCGCAAUUCUGGGAUUCGGGGGUAAAUUGUGAAGGGAAAUCUGGCGUUACUUUCAAGCAAUGCAAAUUGUGUUCAAAGGAUCGCAUAGUUGAUUCGCGUAAUUUAAACAAAGAUGGUGUGGAUAUUGGGUAUCUUUACAAUAUCUCUUCAGAUGGUAGUGAACACUGGUACUAUUCUAUUGAAAGACCUUGA
Fusarium venenatum is the source of this 216-nucleotide messenger RNA. The record is from RefSeq and is a predicted model, not a curated record. Lineage: Eukaryota; Fungi; Ascomycota; Sordariomycetes; Hypocreales; Nectriaceae.